AUGGCCUCAAAUACCAAGCCAGCAAAGGAAAAUCCCCUCUCCUCUAUGGAGAAGCUGUCACAAGAGCUCUUCCUCCACCGUCCGUCGUCGUCUACCGGUUCCGGGGAUCCCGCUCACCCAAAGCUCAUCAUCGUCGCGAGCUGGACCAAUGCCUUGGACGGCCACAUCGCCAAAUACAUCGAAAAGUACAAAACUCUUUAUCCAUCCUCCCCUAUCCUCCUUGUCAAGAGCACGAGCAAGAUUCUCUUCAACCCUCCCCUUCUGAAAAAGGCUGUUGAACCCAUGGUCCCUGUCGUCAAGGCUUGCCUGCCCGCCGAUCCGUCCUCCUCCUCAUCAAGUCCGAGCCUUCUGAUCCACAUGUUCUCCAACGGUGGUUCAUCAAGCAUCUCAAACCUCUACGACGCGUAUGCUGCAUCGGCUGGCGAGAACGAGGUCCCUCAUCUUCCCCCGCACGUCACCAUCUGUGAUUCAUGCCCCGGUGAGGCGUCAGUGGGCGGCCUGGUUGCCUUUUUCCAAGUCGGCCUCUCCAGCGUGCAGCGCCUCAUAGCCACACCUUUCAUCUACCUCGUCGGUGUCGUUUGGAUAUCAGCAAUCGCGGUCGGAUUGACCAAGGAUUGGAUUACCGUCUGGCGCAAGACGCACAACGACAAGGAGAAGAAUCCACAUGAGAUACGCCGGACCUACAUCUACAGCGAGAGAGAUACUAUGAUCGACUACAAGGCGAUCGAGUCACAUGCAGCUGAAGCAGAGAAACUGGGCUUUCAGGUUAGGCGAGAGAAGUUUGAUGGCUCGCCUCAUGUGGCCCACGCCAGACACGAUGAGGCGAGAUACUGGGGUGCUGUUGGACAAACUUGGGAGGGAAGCUGA
Molecule: messenger RNA, 867 nt
Organism: Fusarium keratoplasticum
Lineage: Eukaryota; Fungi; Ascomycota; Sordariomycetes; Hypocreales; Nectriaceae
Exons: 1
Coding region: 1-867 (288 amino acids)
Source: RefSeq, a predicted model, not a curated record